This is a messenger RNA of Meyerozyma guilliermondii ATCC 6260, 651 nucleotides long. RefSeq lists its product as uncharacterized. The record is from RefSeq and is a predicted model, not a curated record. Gene Ontology annotation, molecular function: DNA binding. NCBI's taxonomy places the organism in Eukaryota, Fungi, Ascomycota, Pichiomycetes, Serinales, Debaryomycetaceae. The coding region runs from base 1 to 651 and encodes 216 amino acids. The transcript has a single exon. Gene Ontology annotation, biological process: DNA repair.
AUGGAUGAAGAGUGUCCCAUAUGCAACAAGAAAUUUCCCCAAUCGCUCAUUGAGCGGCACGUGAACUCGUGUCUUGACUCGAGGGAAGCAGAGAAUACUUCCAAGAGGCGAAAGCGGUCUCCUGAUACUGAAAAAAAUCAAGAAGUUCCCGAUGCGUUUGCCGCUUUGGGACUAGCACGGAACUCACUGCUGCUAAAAAGGACUAAAAGUGGCUCCCAACCGAAGAUCAAGACCGAGCCAUCUAUGACGUCGAUUAGGAUUGCUGAGAGACGGCUAGAAAUGCUUAAACGAGCAGAAGAAAGAAAACUAAAAUCAGAAAACCAAGCCGUAGACAAGGAUGACGAGACUACUGGAAUCCAAGAAUCAGAAACUACACAGGAGGAGCAAGUCAUAAGUGAAAAAAACGAUAAUGUUUCGGCGGAAACGAAAACUGACGUUAUAGAUCUUGAGAAUGCCAGUGAUCCGUCUCCGGUACCUACCCAAGAACCGCUUCGACAGUCCCAAGCACUCACAAACAGGCAAGAGCGAAUGAAACUUGAGCAACAGGCUUCAAUUCCGCUAGCUCAAAGACUUCGUCCAACGAGUUUAAAGGGACUUUUUCGGCCAGGAAAAACUCGUGGGUCCAAAUGGACUUCUAACAAAUCUCAUUAA